UGCACUAUUUAGUAGUAACGGUGGAUGCGACAAAAAUGAAAUCUGUCCAAACAGGACUCCGUAGCAUUCAGGAAGGAAACAUGGCGGCCGCCUUGGCAAGGAGGGUGUCUGGGCUGCUGAGGCCGCUGUCUGUCUCUCUGUGUGCCAAGACACCACAGCUCUGUCAGUUCUCCAGCCUCAUCCAGCCGCCGCCUCUCUACAGCUUCGCCACAGCCGCUGUCCGCGCUCCUCUGCGGGCUGCAGUGUGUCAGACACCCCGAUACAACAUCCUACAACGGGUAUCGGCUCUUACUCCCAGUCUGACUCAGCAACCAAGUAGAAGUCUGACGUACUACAGUGUGAAGAAGGGGAAGAGGAAGACUGUAAAAUCAGUGACAGAAAGGUUCAUGAGGCUGCACUGUGGCCUUUGGAUCAGGCGCAAGGCUGGAUACAAGAAGAAACUGUGGAAGAAGAAACCUGCCAGACGCAAGCGCCUCAGGGAACAUGUAUUCUGUAACAAAACACAGAGCAAGCUUUUGGAUAAAAUGACAACCUCUUUUUGGAAAAGGAGGAACUGGUUUGUUAAUGAUCCAUACUUGAAGUACCACGAUCGGGUCAACUUCAAAGUGUAAUCUGCUGAUCCAUGUAGUGACAUCUUGUUUUCUGUUUCAAUAUAAUACAAUAAAGUUAUAUAUGUAAUAAA
Molecule: messenger RNA, 682 nt
Organism: Micropterus dolomieu (smallmouth bass)
Lineage: Eukaryota; Metazoa; Chordata; Actinopteri; Centrarchiformes; Centrarchidae
Gene: mrpl35
Product: mitochondrial ribosomal protein L35
Exons: 4
Coding region: 36-611 (191 amino acids)
Biological process (GO): translation
Cellular component (GO): ribosome; mitochondrion
Molecular function (GO): structural constituent of ribosome
Source: RefSeq, a predicted model, not a curated record